CAUCUCUUGUCUUGACUAAGCAGUUUAUCACUCGAGCGCUUGAUGGCGCUGUUUUACUAGUCGAAUUAUACUUACUCUCCCUCUCCGACAGACUCUUUUUCGUCCGCUAAGCCGAGUCUACCGCGUCACGUGAAAACUAAAUUGACUCAAAAUGCCACAAGUUACGGAAUUAGAAAAAGGAGCACCAACCAUCCAAGAUGGUUCGGACAACACGGAUUCCGACUCCGACGAUUCGGUUCCUGAGCUGGAAGAUGCCGCAACUGGCGUACAAAGCCAAGUUGCUGCUGCAGCUGGACUCCCUGAGGAGCUAGUUAGCAAAGCUAAGCAAAGCAGGGGUGAAAAGAAGGCAAGGAAAAUCAUGUCCAAGCUUGGACUCAAGCAGGUUACAGGUGUUAGUCGCGUUACCAUUCGAAAAUCCCGUAAUAUUCUGUUUGUUAUUAACAAACCUGAUGUCUACAAGAACCCUGCAUCUGACACAUACAUUGUGUUCGGAGAAGCCAAGAUUGAAGAUUUGAACCAGCAAGCCCAUAUGGCUGCUGUCGAGAAAUUCAAGGCACCUGAGUUGAACCCUGCUGAAGCUGGAGCUCAUGGCACAACAGUUCCUGCUCCCAUACAAGAGGAAUCUGAAGAAGAGGUGGACGAUGCUGAUGUCGAAGAAAAGGACAUUGAUCUUGUCAUGACUCAAGCAAAUGUGACAAGAGCAAAGGCUAUAAAAGCUCUCAAGAACAAUAAGAAUGACAUUGUUAAUGCCAUCAUGGAACUUACAAUGUGAACUUCCUAAUGCACUCAUUAUAAUUCUAAACAAAACAAUUUUGUAGAAGUUUGUAUGGAAUUAAAAAAACGUUCUGGUAAUGUGGAA
Daphnia pulicaria is the source of this 859-nucleotide messenger RNA. RefSeq names its product nascent polypeptide-associated complex subunit alpha-like (gene Nacalpha). The coding region runs from base 152 to 772 and encodes 206 amino acids. Gene Ontology annotation, cellular component: nascent polypeptide-associated complex; cytoplasm. Lineage: Eukaryota; Metazoa; Arthropoda; Branchiopoda; Diplostraca; Daphniidae. Gene Ontology annotation, biological process: protein targeting to membrane. The transcript is spliced from 7 exons. The record is from RefSeq and is a predicted model, not a curated record.